GCUGGGUUUGAUUGGCUUAAGUAGCAAAUUAUGCAUCAAAACAGCAAGAGGUUGUAUCCAAUUUACAUAAACCUUUCGUCCUCCUCACGGCAUGACAAAAAAGUAGAAGUAACCGUGGUUACUACACUUAGUAUUCCAGUAUAUUCAGAGCAUGCCCAUCCAUGAAAUACCCAUAUGUGGUAUCUCGAACAAAACAAAUAAUAAUAUUAAAAUGUAAUAUGGUGUUUGAUUAUUUUUUUAUUUAUAAAGAAAAACAAAAUCAAUCAGGGAUUGCCAUGUGUGAGAUGAAUAUGGUAAGUUUAUCUCAAAGUUUUUUAAAUAAAAUAUUUUGACACUCUUUCUCCUUUUUCUUUUUUAAGAAUUCUGAUCAAAAUUUAAUUGUAAGAACCCUAUUGAGAUAUUCGAUUGGGAAUUUGGGAUGCUCUUAUAAACUCAAAAACAAUAGUGGAAACACAAUACUGAUUUAUGCGAAGAGAUAAGCUACUCGAUUUACUAAAGAGAAAAGGAAAGAGUUAGAAAUAUUUAUAGAUAUUGGGAGCAGCUAUGAAUAUUUAUAGAUAUUUUCCUUUUUACCAUCUCAAAACUAUAACUUACUAAUACAAAAAAAUGUAAAAACAAAGAAAAGGAAAAGGGCCGAAUUAAUAAACUCUUAAUAGAAAGAGGAAAAUCGUGAUGGAAAAUAUCUUUAAAUACAGGAGACUCAAAUAAUGUUGUUACAAACAUAUAUUUGAUUACAACCUACUUUGAGGCUUCGUCUUUUAAACGAGUUCCAAGUUUCUCCCAUCAUGUACUCCGAUGAUGACAUGCUCGAUGCCUACGAUGAGGAAUCGGGAGAGUAUGAUCUUUACAGCGACGUUGAUGAUGAACACGACCCCCAUGGUGGUGAAGACGAUUCCGAUUACAUUCUUGAGGAAGUCGUGGACGAUUCUAUAACUCAUGGCUCUCAGAAUAAUUAUGUCGUACUCAAGGAAGAAGACAUCCGGAAACGACAGGAGGAUGAUAUCAAACAACUCUCUACGGUUCUCUCCAUAACCAACGCAGAAGCGAGCGUUCUCCUUCUCCACUACAGCUGGAACGUUAGUAAACUUACUGACGAAUGGUUUGCCGACGAGGAGAAAGUUCGGAGAACUGUUGGCGUAUUGGAGGGAGGAGGAGGAUCCGUCGUAGUUGUUCAAAAUCCUCGAAAAGUUAAAUGCGGAAUAUGCUUUGACAAAUUUCGUCGUAGAAAGAUUGUACCCGUUGCAUGCGGUCAUACAUUCUGUUCCACGUGCUGGAACGGUUACAUCACCACAGCGAUCAACGACGGCUCGGGAUGCUUGAUGCAAAAGUGUCCUGAGCCGUCUUGUCACGUUGCUAUCGGCCGUGACCUGGUAGAGAAGGUGGUUUCUGAGGAAGACCUGAGGAAAUACGAUCGGUAUUUUCUCAGGUCUUAUAUCGAAGAAAGUAAGAAGAUGAAGUGGUGCCCCGCUCCCGGAUGCGAGGGCGCGGUCGAUUUUUCCGCGAGCGGGACGGGUAUUAACUACGAUGUUUUGUGCUCGUGCUCGCAUAGAUUCUGCUGGAAGUGCAACGAAGACGCUCACAGCCCCGUGGACUGCGACAUGGUUUCGCAGUGGAUAAUCAAGAACAGCGCGGAAGCGGAGAAUACCACGUGGAUACUUGCUAACUCGAAGGCUUGCCCCAAGUGCAAGCGGCCGAUUGAGAAGAACCACGGAUGCAUGCACAUGACGUGCGGUCAGCCUUGCAAGCAUCAGUUUUGUUGGCUUUGUCUCGGCGCGUGGAAAGAUCACGGGGGACGCACGGGCGGGUUUUAUGCGUGCAACAAGUACGAGGAGGAUAAGAAAGAAGGACUGUACGAUGACUCUGAGAAGAAGCGACAGAUGGCGAAGAGCUCGCUGGAGAGGUACACUCAUUACUACGAACGUUGGGCGAGCAAUGAAAAGUCGAGGGGGAAGGCUUUUGGAGAUCUACAAGUCUUCUUAACGGAGAAGAUUGCGAAGCUUAGUGUGAUUCAGUGCAUACCGGAGACUCAGCUGACGUUCAUCACAGAUGCGUGGCUUCAGAUCAUCGAAUGCAGACGGGUGCUGAAAUGGACGUAUGCUUAUGGGUACUAUCUACCUGAAUCUGAGCGUGAGAAGCGGUGUUUCUUCGAGUAUGUGCAAGGGGAGGCCGAGUCUGGUUUGGAGAGGCUCCACAAAUGCGUUGAGACAGAGGCGGAGGUGUUUCAGGAUGCUGAAGAGCGGUCGGAACUAGGCUUUACCGCUUUCCGGGAGAAAUUAAGUAAUUUGACCAGCGUGACGAAGAGACACUUUGAAACUCUGGUGAAAGCUCUGGAGAAUGGUCUCUCUGAUGUCGAGUCUCAAGCGGCUUGCACCAAAGAAACAGAAUCAUUCAAAAGAGAAAUAAAAAGCAAAGAAACAAAGUCUAAAAAAAGGCGACGUGAGAGGUAAAAGGAAGUUACGUUGUUCUGCUAUAUUCUCAAUUUGUCUACACACGUUUUGUACUAAACGACCCUGGUGACUAUUUUUUAUGAAUUUUUUUGGAGUAUUAUGAAUUUGUGAGUAGUGAAUGAGCCAACCAAAAAUGUGUAAGGUACGAUUAGUGUUACAAUCAUUGAGAAUGAUAGUGUUCAUGUGAGAUACAUUUUUU
This is a messenger RNA of Brassica napus (rape), 2646 nucleotides long. RefSeq names its product probable E3 ubiquitin-protein ligase ARI7. Gene Ontology annotation, molecular function: ubiquitin conjugating enzyme binding; zinc ion binding; ubiquitin protein ligase activity. Gene Ontology annotation, biological process: positive regulation of proteasomal ubiquitin-dependent protein catabolic process; protein polyubiquitination; ubiquitin-dependent protein catabolic process. The transcript has a single exon. Gene Ontology annotation, cellular component: ubiquitin ligase complex; cytoplasm. Lineage: Eukaryota; Viridiplantae; Streptophyta; Magnoliopsida; Brassicales; Brassicaceae. Bases 786 to 2447 code for a protein of 553 amino acids. The record is from RefSeq and is a predicted model, not a curated record.